GGAGCUGGAGACAAGAGCCGGCGGCGCUGGGUGUCGGGAGGGCAGUCUCUGGCGGCGCGGCUCUGGCUCCUGCUCGCCUCUCUCCGUCCCGGGCCGCCUUGGGGUUUGCAGCAGCUGCGAUGCGCCUGAUCCAGAACAUGGGGACCAUCUCGGAGUACCCACAGUCUGGCCACGCCACCAGCGGAGAGGGCUGCGGGUCUGGCCGGCCCCGGCUCAUCAAGAUCGCCGUCGUGGGAGCCAGUGGAGUGGGCAAGACCGCUCUGGUGGUGAGAUUUCUAACGAAGCGAUUCAUUGGGGACUAUGAACGCAAUGCAGGUAAUUUGUACAGCAGACAGAUUGAAAUUGAUGGAGAGCUGUUUGCAAUUCAAGUCCAAGAUACUCCUGGAGUACAGAUCCAUGGACACAGCCUGGAAUGCAAUGAGCAGCUGAACAGGUGCAUUCGCUGGGCAGAUGCCAUUGUGAUAGUGUUUUCGAUCACAGACUAUAAGAGUUACGAACUGCUCGGUCACUUCCACCAGCACAUACGCCACUUGCACCCUGGAAACAAAGUGCCUGUUGUGGUGGUAGCCAACAAAGCAGACCUCCUCCAUAUUAAGCAGGUUGAACCCCAACACGGACUUCAGAUGGCUAGCAUGCUGGGUUGUACUUUCUAUGAGGUGUCAGUCAGUGAGAACUAUAAGGAGGUCUUCAAUGCCUUUCACAGCCUGUGCAAAGAUGUCUGCAAGCAACAAACCACCAGCACACCCGAGAAAAGAAGAAGCUCCCUCAUCCCAAGACCAAAAUCGCCCAACAUGCAGGAUCUCAAGAGGAGGUUUAAGCAAGCCUUGUCCGCCAAAGUGAGGACUGUUACGUCAGUGUGACAGCUCAAACUCUUUCCCAAGUACAUGAUCAUGGCGUUCCAACUUUGGAACGUGAAUUGCAGCCUCCGAGGAGGAACAAGGGACAGCGAAGAGAGCUCACAUGUUGUUUAAACAGGUGUGGACAUUGUGUAGUGGAGAAGCAACACUGAUGUUUUAAGAAGGUCGUGAAGAAGUGGUCAAAGGUGUACUUCCAUGCUGAAAAUGGAACACUGAUUGAACAAACUGACAAUACUUUCCUGUUUUGUAGUGGAGCUUGCGUCAUGUUGAUAUCUGUUCUAUCCUAUCACUUCAAUGAGGGUGGAGGACAGGGCAGAGACAAUUUAGAAUGGGACCUUUCUAAUGGGGAACCACUUGUGUUUACAUCAGUUGCAAAUACCUUUUGCAUUGAAUUUAAGGCUCCUUUGAGCCUUAUAUUAUGUCAUUUAGGGGCAUAUGUCUCACUGAUUCAGCAAAACAAGACCCAUCAGAGUAAAAUCUACUGGGCAUUAGUAAGUGAUUGUACUUUUGAUUAUAUAAUGAGACAUUUUGUACCAAAAAAAUCCUGUUUGGUGUUCAUUUUUACAGAUAAAGUUUACUCUUACAGUAGUGUCAUGAUCAAGUUUCAAAGAUUGCCCAUCUGAUGCUGUGUUGACUUGACUUUCAGGUUGAUCUUUGAAUUUGCUUUGGAUUGAUCACAAUAAUUGUGAAAUGCUACUUCAGUGCUCUGGCCAUGGACAUAACUUCGUUUACCUUUCAAUCUAGAAUGAUUUCGCUUUCUCCCUCUCUUUGUUCUUUCACUAUUGUCUAUGAAGCUGUUAUUUACUUGAGUCAUGCCUUUAGUGAGUGCAUGAAGAACAUCCCACUGAUGCAUAAGUCUGUCAUUUGCAGUCAUGUUGGUUGUAUAAAAACAAUCAUUGGGCUUGUCACACAGAGCCAGCAGGAUUUGGACUGAGGGCUAUUAGCCUGACCCAACUCCCCCAGUGCACUUUUAAAAAAAGAGGAAAAAAAAUACAAAAUGUUCUUUCUUUAUGCUGUAAUUUAUUUUUUUUACUGAUAGCAACUUGCAUAGAACACAACCUCUAAAUUUUGUUUCAUAAUUAAACAAUGUUUUCUCAUUUGA
Messenger RNA from Anolis sagrei ordinatus, 1959 nucleotides. It is a transcript of the gene RASL11B, whose product is annotated as RAS like family 11 member B. Lineage: Eukaryota; Metazoa; Chordata; Lepidosauria; Squamata; Anolidae. Gene Ontology annotation, molecular function: GTP binding; GTPase activity. The record is from RefSeq and is a predicted model, not a curated record.